Messenger RNA from Salvia splendens (bonfire salvia), 1806 nucleotides. RefSeq lists its product as uncharacterized. Lineage: Eukaryota; Viridiplantae; Streptophyta; Magnoliopsida; Lamiales; Lamiaceae. The record is from RefSeq and is a predicted model, not a curated record. Gene Ontology annotation, molecular function: DNA helicase activity. Bases 1 to 1806 code for a protein of 601 amino acids. Gene Ontology annotation, biological process: telomere maintenance; DNA repair. The transcript is spliced from 4 exons.
AUGGGUGUUUCUUUGGAUAACAGAUAUGUUGUGCCUCACAAUCGUUUUCUCCUUGUGAAAUAUGGUGGUCAUAUUAAUGUCGAGUGGUGCAAUCAGUCCCGUUCAAUCAAGUAUUUGUUCAAAUAUGUACAUAGGGGUUAUGAUAGGGUGACGACAUCUUUUUUCCAGUCUGGUGCUGAAAAGAAUUUGGAUGAAGUAAGUUUGUAUUAUGAUUGUAGAUAUGUAUCUGCAUGUGAAGCUGCUUGGAGAACUUUUGGAUUUGAGAUUCAAUACAAGGAUCCUUCUAUUGAACGGUUGAGUUUUCAUCUCCCUAAUGAACAACAUGUCAUUUUUUAUGAAGUCGAUUCUUUGGGUAACGUCUUGAAUCGUAGGACGAUUCAUGAGAGUAAGUUCUUAGGUUGGAUGGAGGAAAAUAAGUUAUAUUCUGAAGGUAGAAAUUUGACAUAUGGUGAAUUUCCAACCAAGUUUGUGUGGAAGAAGGAUCAUUGGCAACCUAGAAAACAACGUUAUUCGGUUGGGAGGUUGUUUUAUGUUGCUCUCGGAUCUGGUGAUAUGUAUUACUUGAGAUGUUUGUUGAAUACCGUUAAGGGAGCUACAUGUUAUGAGGAUCUUAGAUUUGUUAAUGGUGUUCAGUAUCAUUCAUUUAGAGAUGCAUGCUUCGCUUUAGGAUUGUUGGAUGACAAUAAGGAGUAUAUUGAUGGAAUUGUUGAGGCUUCUUUUGGGUCGUCUGCCCAUUCACUGAGAUUGCUAUUUAGAAAAUUAAGGAAUCGACCAGAUUUGGUGCUGAGCGAUGAUGAAAUUCAAAAUAUUGUGUUGGCCGAUGUUGAGAAAUUAUUAAUGAACGUUGGUAAAAGUUUGCAUGACUACCAUGGAAUUGAUCUUGCUGAGCUUAUCAUAAGGUCGAAACUUAUCAUAUGGGAUGAAGCUCCGAUGAUUCAUAAGCAUUGCAUAGAAGCCGUUGAUAGUACUCUUAGAGAUAUUCUUCGUGUGUGUAGUGAGUCCAGUAUGCACAAACCACUUGGUGGAAAAACUAUAGUUUUUGGUGGUGAUUUUAGACAAAUUUUACAUGUUGUUCCUAAAGGGAGUCGACAGAAUGUUGUCAAUGCCACUAUUAACUCAUCAUAUCUCUGGAGUAGUUGUACAGUUUUGAGGUUGACCAAAAACAUGAGACUGUUGAGUGUCGAAAAACCAGAUGAAGCUUCUAAGUUGAAGGAAUUUUCAUCUUGGGUUGCUUCUAUAGGUGAUGGAGUUGUUGGUGGUCCGAAUGAUGGUGAAGUCGUUAUAGAUCUUCCUUCCGACAUUGUUUUGUCUAAUUCUGGAGAUCCUCUUAAAACCAUUGUUGAAAACAUAUACCCUUCCUAUAUGGAUCCAGAAGAGUUGAGCAAUUGUUUGCGUGAUCGUGCUAUACUUGCUUCCACGUUUGAUGUUGUUGAUGAGGUUAACCAAUUCAUGAUUUCGAUGGAUCAGUCUCAAAGGCGUGUAUAUUUGAGCUCUGAUAGCAUUUCAAAUUCAGAUUCCACUUCGAAUGGUUCUGCUGAGAUUCAUUCUGUUGAAUUUUUGAAUAAUUUGAAAUGUUUGGGUACCCCUAAUCAUGAAUUGAUGUUGAAAGUUGGAACUCCUGUGAUGUUGUUAAGAAACAUAGAUCAUUCUAAUGGCUUGUGUAAUGGCACUAGAUUGAUAAUUACCCAUUUAGGUGAUUAUGUUUUGGUGGCGCGUGUCUUGGGGGGUCAUAAUAUUGGUGAUAAGGUUCUGAUUCCGCGAAUGUCAUUGAUACCGUCUGAUCCAAGGCUACCUUUCAAAUUCUAA